Talpa occidentalis (Iberian mole) is the source of this 3916-nucleotide messenger RNA. RefSeq names its product Ran GTPase activating protein 1 (gene RANGAP1). The coding region runs from base 1061 to 2944 and encodes 627 amino acids. The transcript is spliced from 16 exons. Gene Ontology annotation, cellular component: nucleus; perinuclear region of cytoplasm; cytosol. Gene Ontology annotation, biological process: nucleocytoplasmic transport; signal transduction; activation of GTPase activity. Lineage: Eukaryota; Metazoa; Chordata; Mammalia; Eulipotyphla; Talpidae. The record is from RefSeq and is a predicted model, not a curated record. Gene Ontology annotation, molecular function: GTPase activator activity; small GTPase binding.
GUUUACGUCUGUCCGCGCUCCGCCGCUGACCCUUUGCAGACCGCGGUCAAAUCAGUUCGCCUCUCUGCGCUUGGGUUUCAUAGUCUCGUUCCCUGCCGUGCUCCGAGCCCCUUCUAAGUGCCAGACCCUCUGAUGCACGCGGAGAGCAGCCCUGUCAGAUCCGCCCUCCCACGCCUAACCCCCAGGGGCGCUCCUUGUCGCUCAGAAACAGACCGUCUUCAGGCCUUUCUCACUCAGUGCUCUAGCCCCAUGGGCCUCCUUGCAGUCCCUCUUACCCGCCCUUCCUCCCCCCAGAGACCGUGCAUUAUAGGGAUGCUUUCCCCAGAAAUCCACAUGGCUCCUUAAAGUCUUUGUUUCUUUUCUGAAAAUAGCUCCUCAAACCAUUCUGCUUUGAAUUGUACCUCACUAAAGAAGUCCUUCCGCCCCCCCCCCUUCAUUUCUGUUCUUAUCACUCUCUAAGAUACUAAAUGUCUUGAACAUGUGCUGAGGAGGGCAGGGCUUUGUUUCAUUCACUGCUGUACUCCUGGUACCUGGAAUGACGUCCCAGGCACAGUACUCAGUGUUUGUGGAAUGGAUGUGUGAGCACCUCCCCAACCAGAAGAAUUUGUGCUGAUUCAGACAGACAGACCAGUAUGAUAAAGAUUUACAAAAGGAGAAGGGGGUGGGAAGCUACCUGUUUGGGCCCUGAGGAGGCCUGGGGGAUAGGAGGGUAGGGAACUGUCACACAGUGUCUGGGAAGAGGAGGCAUGGAGGAUAGAGGAGUCUCUGGGUGCCUCCUAAUGUGUCCCCCUCACCCCCCUCUAAUCACCUGCCGUCUCCUCUUGGUGGAAGUGGGGCGUCCCUUCUGUCAGUUUGAGCUCCAGGUGAGACACCCUUUUCCAGUAACUGCCCCUGGUCUAUUGUGAUGAGGCUGUUGUGAUGUGGAGACCCCUGGUCUCCUGGGAACCCCUGAACUCCAGCCCAGUGGGUUGCCCAGUCUCCAAGCCAAGGGUCAAAGCAGACGUGCCCUGUGCCCCACCCCCAGAGUCAUGCCAGCGUGGGUGGUGGGGGAUUCCCUGGAAUGGAUGACCUGGACCCUGUAGCCAUCUGUGUCCAGUUUGAGGAUUGGGGCCCUGAAACAGACAGUGGCCAAGAUGAUCAGGCAGUUUGCAGAUCUCCAGGGGAGCCCACCUGCACGACCACCAUGGCCUCUGAAGACAUUGCCAAGCUGGCAGAGACGCUGGCCAAAACCCAGGUGGCCGGGGGACAGCUGAGUUUCAAGGGCAAGAGCCUCAAGCUCAACACUGCGGAAGAUGCCAAAGACGUGAUUAAAGAGAUUGAAGACUUCGAGGGCUUAGAGGCUCUGCGCUUGGAGGGCAACACGGUGGGUGUGGAGGCCGCCAGGGUCAUCGCCAAGGCCCUGGAGAAGAAGUCGGAGCUGAAGCGAUGCCACUGGAGCGACAUGUUCACAGGGAGACUGCGGUCCGAGAUCCCGCCAGCCCUGAUCUCACUCGGGGAGGGACUCAUCACAGCCGGGGCCCAGCUGGUGGAGCUGGACCUCAGUGACAAUGCGUUUGGGCCUGAUGGCGUGCGAGGCUUCGAGGCCCUGCUCAAGAGCUCUGCCUGCUUCACCCUGCACGAACUCAAGCUCAACAACUGUGGCAUGGGCAUUGGUGGAGGCAAGAUCCUGGCCGCCGCUCUGACUGAAUGUCACCGGAAGUCCAGCGCCCAAGGCAAGCCACUGGCCCUGAAGGUCUUUGUGGCUGGCAGAAACCGUCUGGAGAAUGAUGGAGCCACUGCCUUGGCGGAAGCUUUUGGGAUCAUCGGGACGCUGGAGGAGGUCCACAUGCCCCAGAACGGGAUCAACCAUCCCGGCGUCACUGCCCUGGCACAGGCGUUCGCCAUCAACCCCCUGCUGCGGGUUGUCAACCUGAACGACAACACCUUCACAGAGAAGGGUGCCGUGGCCAUGGCCAAGACCCUGAAGAUUCUGCGGCAGGUAGAGGUGAUCAACUUCGGGGACUGCCUGGUGCGCUCCAAGGGUGCCGUGGCCAUCGCAGAAGCCGUCCGCGGGGGCCUGCCCAAGCUGAAGGAGCUGAAUCUGUCAUUCUGUGAAAUCAAGAAAGACGCUGCCCUGGCUGUGGCCGAAGCCGUGGCCGACAAGGCCGAGUUGGAGAAGCUGGACCUCAACGGCAACACCCUGGGGGAGGAAGGCUGUGAGCAGCUGCAGGAGGUGCUGGAAGGCUUCAACAUGGCCGAGGUGCUGGCAUCCCUCAGUGAUGACGAGGGGGAGGACGACGAGGAGGAGGAGGAGGAGGAGGAGGAGGAGGAGGGGGAGGAAGAGGAGGACGAGGACGAGGAGGACGAGGAGGACGAGGACGAGGAGGAGGAGCCACGGCAGCAAGGGCAGGGGGGUGCGUCGGGCGCACCGGCCAGGAAGAUCCUGGACCCUAACAGCGGGGAACCGGCUCCAGUGCUGUCUCCCCCGCCUCCCGUGGAUGUGGCCACCUUCCUGGCCUUCCCCUCCCCGGAGAAGCUGCUGCGCCUCGGGCCCAAGAGCGCGGUGCUGAUCGCCCAGCAGACCGACACGUCGGACCCGGAAAAGGUGGUCUCGGCCUUCCUGAAGGUGUCCUGUGCAUAUAAGGACGAGGCCUCCGUGCGGACAGCAGUGCAGGAUGCCGUAGACGCUCUGAUGAAGAAGGCCUUCAGCUCGUCCUCCUUCAACUCCAACGCCUUCCUCACCAGACUCCUGGUCCACAUGGGUCUGCUCAAGAGUGAAGACAAGAUCAAGGCCAUCGCCAACCUCUACGGCCCCCUGAUGGCCCUGAACCACAUGGUGCAGCAGGACUACUUCCCCAAGGCCCUGGCCCCCCUGCUGCUGGCCUUCGUGACCAAGCCCAACGGCGCCCUGGAGUCCUGCUCCUUCGCCCGCCACAACCUGCUGCAGACGCUGCACAAGGUCUAGGUGCCCGCGGCCGCUCCCCGCUCUGGGCCUGGACUUGGGGAGAGACUUGGGUGAAGGACUCUGGCGGGGCAGGGAGGAGCUUUGUCGAGUGGCCGCCCCCGUCUGGGUCAGAGUGGGGGUGCAGGUGUGUGCUUGCUGCUGGGUUUGGGUGUUUCCUGUCUCCCUGCGGGCUCGGGCUGGGAGGGGAGUGCGCGGCAGGCGCAGGGCUCCCAGCUGCUGUGCCAUUAAACUCCCCCUCUGAGGGCGCUGCUGGUGUGCCUCGGGCUCGGACCCCGGGGGCUGCCCCGCCCCACCUUGCCUUCCGCACCCGCGGCUGCACCCACGCCGGGGAGUCGCUGUGUGCGCUGUUCCUCCCCGUGCUGUGGCCAGGCCGUUUCCGGCCCUGCCGGGGCCUCGCUUCCUGCCCCCGCCGUCCCCAACCUCUCCCUGCUGAGCCCCUCUUGGCCCAAGGCAGAGACAAACACCGGGUGGCGCGUGGGUGGUCAGCCAGGGCCAGGACCCCAGCGCCCACGCCGUGUGGACGGGGAGAGAAGCUAGCGGACGGAGAGCAGAGGGCCUUGGGGCAGGAGCUGCCUGGGCCGCGUUGGAUCUGGGCCCAGCGGGCCCUCCCGUGGCUCCUGAGGCGUCAGACUGGCCUCUCUCCGGUGGGGCAGGGCAGGCCCACCAGAGCCUGUGCUGCAUCUCGGACUCGCUGACCGCGCCUGGGGCAGGGCGGUGGGGCUGGCCUGGGCCAGAUGCCCUGCGACCUCCCUUCGCAGCCCCAGGCCCUCGCUCCCCCUGUGUUCUGUGUGUCUGGGCUGUGCCCAGGGCUUCACAAAUAAAGUGUGGACACUGCGAAACCUGCCACCGAGUGGGCUCCUCAGUCUGCAAGGGGCCGUCUCUGGCAGAAGAGCCCCUGUGCCAACCUCCUCUCAUGCCCUGGCACGCCUCCCACCAGCUCCCUCCAGCAGUGCAGUCCGUGGAGGGCGGGCA